Aspergillus candidus is the source of this 4617-nucleotide messenger RNA. Its product is annotated as putative Rho guanyl nucleotide exchange factor. NCBI's taxonomy places the organism in Eukaryota, Fungi, Ascomycota, Eurotiomycetes, Eurotiales, Aspergillaceae. The transcript has 3 exons. Gene Ontology annotation, molecular function: guanyl-nucleotide exchange factor activity. Bases 1 to 4617 code for a protein of 1538 amino acids. The record is from RefSeq and is a predicted model, not a curated record.
AUGGCGACCUCGAACCUCCCUCCCGACCUCCCCUGGGACCAACUCACCCUCUACCACACCUCCGAUCCUUACCUCUCCUCCAUCUUCGUCUUCUACGGUCCCGUCACCACCGCCAAUGCCACCGUCAGCUCCUCCCGCAUUCAGGCGCACAUCCUCACCCCCGCCGGCUGCCAUUCCUAUCCCCGCAUCACCGUCUCCCCCGCCGCUCCCCUCUACGCCGCCGUCCACCAUCUGCCUCGCGACAAGCAAGGCGACGAGGUCGCUCGCGGCCUCGCCGUUGCCAUGCUCAAAUAUUUCGCCGAUCUCCCCAAUCCCGCCCGUGAUGCCCUCCAGGCGGUCGCCCGCGCCGCCCGCCCCGCCGACCCUCUCCCCAAACUCUUCGAUGAGAUGCACGCCGCCGACCUCGCCCAUCGCUUAACACCCCUCGACCAGACCCCCGAGAUUGUCCGCGACCUUCGCGCCGCCUUCCAAGAACGCUCCGUCCCUUGGGUCGACCUCGACGUCGUUCUUCCCGCCGGAUCCAUUCAACCCCCGCCCUCCUCCUCCUCCUCCCCCGACGAUCACGAUGACGACGACGACGACGACGGUCUCGACUGCGACGGUCCCCCCGAUCUACAAUACGGUCCCUAUACCCCCCUCAUACGCGCCCUCGGCCCUCCCAUCUUCCUGCCUACCGCCCGCCUCAAACGCGCCCCCUCCCAGUCCACCAACCUCAGUCGCUCCAAGGUCUUCUCCCCCGCCCAGAAGCAGGCCCUGCGCAUGACCAUGUGUGAGUUCGUCGACACCGAGGAGCGAUACGUCAACAAACUCUAUACCCUCGUCCGCUCCGUCGCCGAGGAGUUCCACCGCAAGGCCAACGCCCGGCCCCCCUCCAGCACCAGUCCCGAUGCCGCCGACCUCGCCCGUCUCUUCCCCCCCUGUCUCCAUGACAUCCUCGAGCUACACCUAGGCUUCCUGGACGUCAUCCGCCAGGUCCUCGAAACCACCGAGCCCGACGCCAUCGACGACCUCACCCAGGACACCGACCUCUCCUCCUCACUCGCCCGCCGCUCCGCACGCGACGGCCCGGACCGCAUCGGUGCCGUCGCCUUCGCCGCCGCCCUCGUCGAUUGGUUCCCCCGCUUUGCCGAGCCCUACGCCGCCUACCUGCGCGCCCACACCGGCUUCACGCAGACCCUCAACACCUUCCUCCAGGACAAGCAGUCCAGCUUCACCCGCCGCGUGCAGGACACCGGCGAGCAGCUGCUCCGCUCCCUCCUCAUGGAACCCGUCCAGCGCCUCCCCCGCUACAGUCUCCUCAUCGACACCAUGACCGGCAGUCUGCCCCUCCUCCACCCCGCCGUCCGUCCCUUGCUCCAAGCCCGCGACGUCGUCACCGACAUCUGCGCCCUGGACGACGCCGUGUCCGCCAGCCCGGACCGCGGCUUCCAGCGCUUGUCCGCCGCCCUGGUCGACGGCUGGCCCGCCGCCACCAUCCGUCCCGCCGGCCGACUGGUCACGGCCAUCGACGUCCACACCCUCGCCCCGCCCUACCACCGGGAUCGCCUCCCCUCCACCGCCGACCCCGGCCCGUUGGGUAUCCUGCUGGUCUACCAGAACGCCCUCGUCCUGCUCGCCAAGGGGCCCGGCACCCCGAUCACCGCGCGGGGUCUGGCCACCGAGUUGGACAGCGCCGCCUCCGCCACCGCCGGUCCCGCCAGCCCCACCACCGCGCGCGCCCUCCAGGUGAUCCAGGUCUACCCCCUCCGCCGCGUGCGCUGCACCCAGUCGACCUGCGGCCGCAUCCUGUUCCUGGCCGCACCGUCCACUCCCGGGCUCCACGCCCUCGAACCGACGGCCAUGUACGAGGGGCGCGCCGGCCGCGUCAUCGAGGAGAUCGUCAAGGCCCAGAUCGCCGGUCGCUUCCCCGAGCGGGAGCGCGAGGACGGGAAGUGGACCCUGCGGAGCCCCACGGGCACGGUGGGCAACCUCGGCAUCCUGGCUUGCGUCGUGGAGGACGCGCCGGAAACCCCGCGCCCCGCCUCCGCCCCGAUCCGGCUGGUCAUCGACCCUGCGCGCUCGGCAGGCGGUCCUGCGUUGGGCUCGCCCGGUCUAGAGGUGCUCCUGUCGGUGACGCCCUUGGCCGAGGACCAGUUUCGCCUGGAUCUGGACUCUAUCGUCGGCCAGCGCUCCUCGGAUAUCGUCACCGCGGAGAGCUUUGUGCCCGUCCUGUCCAAGCGCCUAUCCCACGUCCUCUCGCCCUUACACGGCCCCCAAAACCGGACCAUGGCCGAAUCCAUCAUCCACGCCAACCUAAACAUCAUCCGCGAUCUAUCCAGCUACUUCCUCGCCCCCGCCGCCAAGGCCUCCAAGAGCUUCCGUCCCCCGUCCCCCUCCAAGCUACUAUCCAGCCUCCUGGGCAGUGGCCCGACCGGCGCCAAAGGGCUCGGUGACGUCCCCAAGAUGCCCCCGCCGCGCGGCCACCUGUCGCGGUCCAACACCUUGCCCUCCGUCUUCCCCGGCAAGGAGGAGGAGAGACGGGAGGACCGGACGGACGCGACGCCCCCCAAGGUGUCCGUGGUCGGCUCGGACUCCGGCCCAGGUCCCGAGAGUACGUUGCCGGCGCUGGAACGGGCGUUCGCCGCUUAUGCGCUAGCCCUGCAAUCACGCAGCGGGAACAUCGUCGGACGCACCCUGCGCGCGCGCGACGGCGUGGAUCGGUCGGCGGUCAACGAACUCUACAAUGUCCUGCUCGAGGAUCCCGGAAAACUCCAGGCGGCGGCCGAAGUCCCCGUCGACACCCUGUUCGUGGCCUUUGAAACCUUCAUGGCCAACGCGUGGAGCGAGCAGAUGGGUCCCGUCUUGGAUCCCGCGUCCCUGGCCCUCCUCCAGGGUCAUUUCGACACCAUGUUCCCGCGCGACUUUGACGAGAGCUUCCGCCGGUUCCUGUCCGAGAUGAGCCCCCAGAAUUGCCGCGCCCUGGCCGCCCUGGUGCGACUCCUCGCCGAUCUCCUCGACGCGUCCGGCAACGACGGCGACCGCGGCGCGUUGACCGCCGUCUUUGCCGAGGUGCUGACCACCGAGGGCGACCCGAUGCACCACGUCUCCCUUCUGGACCGCCUGGUCGACGACUUUGACCAUCUCUUUGAGGAGGUCACCCCCGACGGCGCCUCCCUGGAGGCGAUCCUGAGCGGCGAUCCGACCCCGUCCGCCGCGCACAACCGCGGCUCGGUGAGUUCCACCACCUCCUCGUUUCGGAAGCGCUUUGGCUUUAGCCUCCACCGGGACAGCUCGAAGGCGGCCGACGGCGAGAGCAAGGUCUCGUCCAUCUUACGGACCCUCAGCAAGAGCAAAGGCUCCCUCGCCGGAGACUCCGAGCCGGGGACGCCCAAGGGGUCCCUCCUGCGGUCGAAAUCGAUCGACGUGGAUGCGGGGCUGGCGUAUCUCCUGCGACCCGGCUCGCGCGAUCGGUUGGGCACCUCGUCCUCGCAGGAGCAUUUCCACCGGCCGGCCAGCGCGCAGGAGGACACGGCCUCCGUCUCCUCGGUCCGGGGCCUCGGCGGGGUGAAGGUGCGCCGGAAACGGAGGAGUUCCCUCUCUGAUUUGAGACCGGGGACGGCAUCGUCGGAGGUGUCAACCACGUCCACGAGCCACGCCGCCCGGCCCGCGACCCCGGCAUCGUCCGCCAGUCACUCGCGGUCCGACGGGGUGACACCGACCAAGCCACCGCGACCCCAGUCCCGUCACGGGGAGCCCACCGUGCGAAGCACCUCACCGCAGAAGAGUGGCUCCCCAUCUCUGGUUUCCCGGUCGCCCACUCGUCCCGUCACCCCGAGCCGGAAAGAGAACAUCGACCCGAAGUUUCUGCCCACCGACCGCUCUCCACGGAAGAAGAAGGAUGCAUCCGAGUCCCCCCAGGAGCCGAAACGACGGAGUCGGGCGACGAGCAUUCCCGCGCGGAACCCUGGGUUAAAGGAGCGACCUGUUCCGGUCAAUGGAUCUGAUGUGAAGCGGCCGACGUCGUCGUUAUCAUCACCUCCAAAGCCGCAGAAACUGCGGAUGCAGAGUCCGCAAAAGCUCCGGGAUCGCUUGCAGAGCGAGAAGCGGGCCCAAAACCUGGCCCAGCUGGGGCUGAAGGACGAACUGGAUCUGAUUGGUGAGGAAUUGCAGUCGUUGAAGCUCGCAUCCUCCCAGCCGGGGAAGUCGAUGCGGUCCAGCCCGGAGCAUUUAGGAGAGCCGUUCGCUCCUCAGUCCAACACUGCCCUGAUCACACGCAUGCGGAAUUUGGAAACAAAGUUCGACGCCUUUUCAGGAGAGUUCCACGGACGAACAUCCUCCAUCGAACGAGACCUGGAGUCAACCCUGGUAGUCAGCGAAAAGCGUGUCAAAAAACUCGACGAGCUAUACCGGGAGGCCAGCGCCGAAAAUGAAGCACUCUACGACCGGUUCAACUCGGAACUCAGCAAAGUAGCCAAGGACGCCCGAUCUGGGAACGUGGACGAUGCGCUCAGCUCGCAGCUGUCUGCAGCUCUUGAGGAGGUCGGAAGACUCAAGAAGGAGAAUUUCCGACUUAAACGAGAGGUUGGAGGGCUUCGUGCUCAACAAGCUGCUGUGGCGUUGUUGAAAGCGGGUGAAUAA